AUGAAAGCAACACGCCUCUCGCACGAAGAUCGAAGAAAGAAAUCAAACAACUCGUUAUUUCAAGAGAAGUUCAAAGAAAAAAUUAGCAUUGUAAAUAAGGACGGUACCACAACAAAGGUUACGACAGGAGAAAUUGAAAAGAGUCACUCGUCAAAACAACCCACUUCAACAGCAUCAACCUCCUCAAAUUCUUCUUCCAGAGUGUCAAGCUCAAAAACUUCUUUCACGGAAAAGUUGGAGAACAUUUCAUCUCCUUUUAAACCACUGUACAAAAUUCCAAACUCUCCUCCAUUUCAACCACCAAAAAUUGCAAAAGGAUCAGUGCAAGAGACACACGUUCUUGUAUUAAGUCACUCUCAUCACGAUGACGUUUCAAUACCACCAUCCACAGGAGAAAUUUCUGACUUCAGUUUCGAUCAAGAAAAUAGAACAGAUACACCAUCGUCGUACUACUCCUCAAGAGAGAGCACAGCCUCAUCCAGCAGAAGAAAGAAAAAACCAAUUAUAACAGCAAAACAGUUUCAAGCAAUGAUUGGAGAGAUGAAGAAACAAAAUAUUGUUUCAAAUAACGGUGAGGAGUCCUCAAAUGCAAAAUGUAAACCACCUCAGCCACUUCUAAAAUUAAUCUCAAUUGAAGACAACAUAUGUGAUGUCUCAGAGAUUAGUAACCCUGCUUCUUCACAUCCUUCUUUGAGAAACAAUUCCUAUUCUGCAAUACAUGGUAUUUCCAAGAAGAAAGACGAGGAGGAAUUUGAGUGGGGUUUGUCUAAAGAGUCCGAACAAACAGAAGACUGUUCAAUUAAGCAAAAAAAAGAACCUUCAUACAAACCCUAUAGCAUCGAAGACUACAACAAAAUCAACAAGCAAGGAUAUGUCAAACUCGGUGGGCUAGGAGCAGAUUUACAUAAUGAAAAAUUAAUAGAAAAAAAAGAAAAAAUCAACAAGAUCAGAGAGUAUGCUAAAGAAAUUGCACAAAUCAACAAUAGCAAAAUUUCAAAACAGAAAGGCGAAAGUAAACCUUUAUCCAAAUCUAAAACACCUGAAGAGCCGUCUGCAAGAGAAAAAGCAAAGGAGUUUGCUGCAAAAAUUCCAAAGCCAAAGUCCAAGCGCCAAUCUCACCGAGCAGACAAGGAGAACGACGAACCUCAACCACUUUCAGAGCUCGAAAUGCUGGAACUUCAACAUGAAAAAGACAGAGAAUGGUUGAAAAAAGAGUUUGCUAUUCGAUAA
Messenger RNA from Naegleria lovaniensis, 1230 nucleotides. RefSeq lists its product as uncharacterized. Lineage: Eukaryota; Heterolobosea; Eutetramitea; Acrasida; Naegleriidae. The transcript is spliced from 2 exons. Bases 1 to 1230 code for a protein of 409 amino acids. The record is from RefSeq and is a predicted model, not a curated record.